GGGGAUGUAGGGGCGCCGCAAACCACGUACUCUACUGUACAAGUCGCUCUAUGCUCGGUCGCUCGCUGAUUAUGAUAUGGAUAGAGCAUGAAGCUAUAAUAGCUCAAAGGAUAAAGUAUACACAAUGUGCAUGUGAACACUGAACACUUGAAUGGACUUGCAUGGGCUGAAACCCCGCCUUAAUCUACACUGACUUCGGAUUUGACAGCACUUUGAAAGUGCCUUGCAUUAUGCAUAAUACAUGCUGCUAUCAAGGUUUCGUGUAUCUAUUCGUACACCGGCUGCACCGUACCCGACAUUGAACGCUCUGCCAACUUCUAUACCAUUAUUUACUGAGCGAGCCGAGUCGUAGUCUGGCUAGUCUCUAUGUCAAUUGACUGACCAUCUGUAAUUCUGUAUAAGUGUGUAAGUAGGCCUACUGCACGGCGAAUAGUCAUCGUGAAAGCACUCGUGAGAGACUCAUUGGCUAUUGAAGCAAAAUAGUUAAACGUCCAGCUAAACUACAUAGGCCUACACAGCAUACACUACAGUACAGGAAUAGGUCAUUUUGGCGUGGCCCUUACGGUCGAUGUGGUAAAGUUUACGGGGAAAGUGAUCGGAUGGACUGAGCUUGAUGUCAAUUGUCAGACCAACUUGUACCGUCAACAGAGAGCAGUGAAUUGAUCAAGGCAAAAUGGUUCUAAUAAUGAUGACGUCAUGCGUAGUGGUCGGAUUAAUCAUCAUGCACCUGCGCAGCAUCCGUGUCCCAAAGGGACUGUCAGAACCUGGGAAAUACCGUCUACUGAUGGCAUCGCUGGUCAUACCCAAAUUUUUUGAAAAUCUAUAUGUACUCUACCACCAAGGCAACAUUUUUGCCCGUGUCAGAGCCAGGCGAUUCAUCAUCGAAAACAUCGAGCCUAAACCACUGGAGAAUGUCAAGGGGUCAAACAUUAGGUCCAGGGUCACAUACUUUGAUGGGGUCAAAGUUCGUGUGUAUGAACCCAUCAAGAGGAAGGAAGGUCUGCAGCCGGGUGUUAUUUUCAUUCACGGCGGAGGCAUGGUAACGGGGUCACCUGAUUCCUAUGACGGUCUGACGCGAACAAUGGCAGAGCGACUCGACAUGUUCCUUGUUUCAAUCGACUAUCGGUUGGCCCCUGAGCAUCCUUUUCCCACCGGUUACUAUGACAAUCUGCGUGCCACCACGUGGUUCCUCAAGAACGCUCACACAUUCGGCGUUGACGCGCAACGGAUAGCCAUUUCCGGUGACAGCGCGGGUGGGAACUUCGCUGCCGGAGUCUCCCAAGCGAUCCACGAUGACGCCACCCUUCCCAACAUCAAGCUUCAAAUUCUUCUCUACCCUGGGCUCCAGCAGCUUGACUUUUACUCGCACUCCUACCAGAAGUACGAGGCGGAGUUCGGCGAUCAUGGUGCGUUGACGCGGGGGAGAGUUAGCGACUUCGUUGCGCUGUAUCUGCACGGGAAGAUCGACUCGACAAUGGUGCACCGAUCGGUGCUCCUGAACGAUCACGUCUCGCAGGAUCUGCUGGACACCUCGCCCGUCUUCAAGUACGUCGAUCGGGAUCUGAUCCCGAAGGAGAUGCGCGUUUCCGAGAAGCACGCCAAACAGCGGGAGGAGAUGGAGCGCCGAGCCGGGUCGGACGAAGUGUGGAACCACGUUCAGGAGUUCUAUCUCGAUCCGCGUUUCGCGCCGAUUGUCAGAGAUGACCUGAAAGGCUUACCUCAGGCAAUGAUAGUCACGUGCGGGUUCGAUUGUCUCAGAGACGAUGGGGUGCAUUACGCGAGGAGGCUGAGUGAUGCUGGGGUGAAAGUACACCACAAGGACUAUGAGUCGGCUUUUCAUGGUGUGAUAUGGGCAACCAAAAAUGUGCAAUUCGAAGUCGGGAAAGAAAUGCUUAGUGACGUCAUUGAUUUUAUCUCAAAACACGUAUAAGAUAUAUAUAUAUAUAUAUAGUCGAAUUACCGAAGAUCACAAUCUUGUGACUCAUAAUUAUACAGGCCUACUCACCGCGAUGCCAUUUGAGUGGUGACUGAAGGUGGAAUUGUUGAAUCACGAAGUCCCACCUCCCUCCUAGAAUUCAUUAACGCGUCGUACAACACUCGGGGUCUGUUUCCUCCAAAUGUUUAAUUAUCGGGAGUUUCCGCUUUUACUCCGGAGAAACUCUUUGAAAAUGCAAUUGAAAUCACAAUAGAGAGCUGGGAGGCUUUCGUCGACAGUUGGUGGACUGGGGCAGCACAUCAUCAGAAGAUUUGCCUUGAAAGAACAAUUGCAAAUAUGUCGUUGUCCAGAUUCAAGAGAUUCUGAUGCCGUCCCGGUCCUUCAAUUUUUGACAAAAUCCUCUCACCUCAUCAUUGUGAUUUGACUUGUAUUUUCAAAGGAAUUGGUGCGUUGGAGAGAGUUUCCUCCUAGGAAAUGCGAUAAGUUUUGCACCCCGGAUGCUAAGCGUCAUCGCAAGGUUCUAUACGAGACAGCAUACAAGGUAUCACGAACUUAGCCAACACAACUAUGUGAUGGCAUAAUAAUGUACAGCGGGUCACAAAUAAUUAUCAAGAAAUGACUAGGAACUUCAUUUGCAAUAACUCAUUAGUAAAAAACGUACACUGGUACAAGUUGUAGUUUUGCCCAAUAAGGUUAAAUUUAAUUUAACUUAACUUGCUCAACAAUUUGAGCUCCACACCGCAUUUUAGGAGUUCACCCCCACGGAGUGGAUAUCAUGUAAGUCUAUGCAUUGUUUGUAUACUGAAUGAAUUUGCAAAUCGUACCAGGAAUUCUCUAAGGGAUUUAAAUAAAAAGUUACUUGCUCUUCGAGCCUAAAUGAAUUGAUACUUUAAGUGGACCAAAUUUGUGUCACAAUGGCUUAAAAGUAUUAAAAUCCUUAUGUAUGUUAUUUAGAAUUUAUUGUGCUGUAUGUUUAGGUUUUACAGUGUAUCCUAUUGUUAAAUACAGUAUAUUUAUAAAUAUAUAUAUAUAUUAACAUUAACGAGCGAGUUAAUACUAUUUUAUGCAAUAUCAAGCCUUUGAACACAAAUAAUCGCCGAGGCUUCUGAAAUGUUUCUAAAAUAUACGUAUGAAAUAACAGUACUCGAAGCAAUUUAUUAUCAC
Molecule: messenger RNA, 3100 nt
Organism: Lytechinus variegatus (green sea urchin)
Lineage: Eukaryota; Metazoa; Echinodermata; Echinoidea; Temnopleuroida; Toxopneustidae
Product: arylacetamide deacetylase-like
Exons: 5
Coding region: 674-1930 (418 amino acids)
Cellular component (GO): membrane
Molecular function (GO): carboxylic ester hydrolase activity
Source: RefSeq, a predicted model, not a curated record